AAAGGAAUUAAUCGUGUUCAUAAAUGAAGAGCGUUGGGUUGCAUUUGCGCGCAGGCGACGGAAAUCCGAUGGUAUAAAAAUAGUGAGCUGGUGACCGAAGCGGCAGUAUGCGGCGCUCCCGAUCGAAGGCGCGCAAGCCCAGGUACGUCAGUCUCCGCCGCCACCUCGCUUCUCCUCCGCCGGAGCCCUCCGACAUGACCUCUGCCGCCGCGGUGGCAGUGGGUGAGGAAAUAAUCGGUCGUCGGCGCCAGUUUGACCUCUUCCCGCGCCACCCGGAGCACCUCGACCGCGAUCCGCCCGUUGACUGCCUCCUCGAAGACCGUGGCGGGGCCGCAGAUCCGACCCUUGCUGGGAUCCUCGGCGGCGGCUCAUCUCCUUCGUCGGGAUCCCCUUCGCCACCGUCGCUUGAUAUGCAGUCGAUGAACUGGGAGGACGAGGGAGGCGGGGAUGGGGACGGGCUCGCGAGGCGAGCGCUCAGGGGUCGGGAGCGGUGGGCAUACUGGCGCGCCUCCUCGUCGGAGGAGGAGGUGGCGAGCACCGGUGUCGUCGCAUGCGGAGUGGAUUUGUGGCGGGGCACCGCAGCGACGCGAUCGCUGGCGCUAAAGCUCGAUUACGAGGAGAUCCUGGCGGCGUGGUCGGACCGGGGCCCGCUCUACACCGACGGGGACGGGCCCCAAGUUGUCCCCGAUCUCCAUCAUCAGAUCUAUACAUUCUUCGACUCCGCCGACAUCCCCGUACUGGUGGAGGUGUCGCAAGGAGGUGUUGCGAGACCAUGGAAGGUGCCGGAGGCGGCGUGUGACGGAAAUGGCUGCGAAGAGCAGGUAAAGGAGGAGAGCGGCGGCGGCGGCAGCAGCAGCGGCAGCAGCACUUUGAUAAGCAGGGAAGCGAGUGUGAGGAGAUACAAGGAAAAGAGGGGCAACCGGCUAUUUGCCAAGAAAAUCCGAUACGAGGUCAGGAAGACGAACGCGGAGAAGCGCCCACGGAUCAAGGGUCGGUUUGUAAAGAGAAAAGAUGGCAAUGUGGACCACUCUUGAUUCAAAGGAAUGAAAGAUAAACAAGUUGCAAGCUUUAGGUUCAGCUUUGCCAUGUGUAAAGAAUUAGCUUUGUACUGAAAUGCUCCUGUUUCAGAAAAACCAGAUUAGAAAAUCAUAAACACUACAUGCUUUCAGGUAAAGACUUCAUCAAAAUAUUAAGAGACCAGUCUCAAGAUUGUGUACUAGUAUCCUGUGACUACACUAAGACUUUGAGGUAUUUCAUUUCACUUCUCUUAAUCACAAGUGUACAGAAACCAAAUUUAUUGAUCUUGCAACAUUUGAUAAUUUUUCUCCA
This is a messenger RNA of Zingiber officinale, 1329 nucleotides long. RefSeq lists its product as uncharacterized. Gene Ontology annotation, cellular component: nucleus. The record is from RefSeq and is a predicted model, not a curated record. Lineage: Eukaryota; Viridiplantae; Streptophyta; Magnoliopsida; Zingiberales; Zingiberaceae. Gene Ontology annotation, molecular function: protein binding. The transcript is spliced from 3 exons. The coding region runs from base 108 to 1034 and encodes 308 amino acids. Gene Ontology annotation, biological process: regulation of DNA-templated transcription.